AUGGCCUUUUAUUCUGGGGAGGAGUUUAUUCGACAAGAACUUUCACAACAAGAACGACAAAGUUAUCAAAAAGCAUUUGAUUAUUAUCUUCGAAGUUUAAAAUUAGUUGAAAAUCGUGCUAAUUUACAUGAUGUUUAUCGUACUUUAUCAUGGAAAUUAUCAAAUAGUUAUUUUACAAUGAUAACAUCACUUCAAGAUUAUGCACCAUUAAGUAGAAUGUCGCAAGAAGAUGUGAAAUGA
Messenger RNA from Rotaria sp. Silwood2, 240 nucleotides. Lineage: Eukaryota; Metazoa; Rotifera; Eurotatoria; Philodinida; Philodinidae. The record is from the annotation of a GenBank genome assembly.